AUGGCUUCCCUCGCUCCCCCGCCACCCCCGCUAACCACAACCUACAAAGAAAUCAACGGCUCCACCAUCACAGCAGACAUCUACCUCCCACCACAACCACAGCCACAUGAGCCGAGAAAGUAUCCUGUCCUAAUAAACAUCCACGGCGGCGCCUUCAUGCUCGGGCACAGCGGGAUGGUCUCCAAGCCGCAGAUCUCCGACUGUCUCGCCCGCAACUGGAUCGUGGCCGUCCCAAACCACCGCCUCUGUCCGGGCGUGGACGUGCGGUCCGGCCCAAUGAGCGAUAUCCGCGACUUCCUCGCCUGGAUCUACGCCCAGACCGACGGGCUCGAUUCGUUCCUGCAAAGCCAGGAGGGCGCGGAGGGGUACUGCGUUGACGAAGAGAGAGUCAUGGCAUUUGGGACGAGCAGUGGGGGGAUGCUGGCGCUGUCGUUGGGCUACGACGUCCCGCGCCCCCCACGCGCAAUCCUCAACUUCUACGGCGCCGUGCACUUCACGCACCCCAGCUGGCGGGCAGAACUCCCACACGUAAGGUGCAAUCUACCCACCUUCGACCCCGAAUUCCUCCGCCAGGUCUAUUCUGAAUCCCCCAUCCCGACAACCAGCGGGAUCUCACUGGAAGGCCAGAGCCAGCCUCGCAACAAGCCCGAUUUCCGACGCGCGCGGGACGCGUUUGCUUUGACUCAAAUUGCGAAUGGGCGGGUUCUCGACGCCAUUUUCCCCAAGGAAUGUGGGGACAUACGCGAUAUCGACCCCGUGCAGCGGGUGGCGAGCGGGUUUCCGGCGACGUUUAUUGUGCAUGGGGAUAGUGAUCGCAUGGUGAGUGUUGAGGUUAGCCGGGAGUUGUAUCGGGUUUUGCGGGAGAGGGGGGUGCGCUGUGGGAUGGUGGAGGUUCAGGGCGAGGAUCAUACGUUUGCGCUUGGGAUGGAGGUCGGGAGUCGGACGUGGAGGAGGCAGAGGGAGGGGUUUGAGUGGUUGGAGGGGGUUAUUCAAGAGUUACAAGUUUAG
Molecule: messenger RNA, 1008 nt
Organism: Aspergillus mulundensis
Lineage: Eukaryota; Fungi; Ascomycota; Eurotiomycetes; Eurotiales; Aspergillaceae
Exons: 3
Coding region: 1-1008 (335 amino acids)
Source: RefSeq, a predicted model, not a curated record